AUGUCAGUUUCCCUUUUUGUACGACCAAUGGUGACUUCGACAUUGUUGUGUCUCGUGCUGCUGCAUGCUGUUGGUGUUCUUGGGUUUUCGGUGACUCUAAAGCUGGAAAAAUCCUUUCCCACCAACCAUGGCGUUGAGUUGAAACAACAUGCGGAAAGAGAUGGUUUAAGACAUCGUAGAAUACUAUACAAGUAUUCUGAUCCAAAUGUGGUUGUUGGAUUUGGAGUAUUAGGAACGUACGAUCCUUUUGAUGUUGGAUUCCUAUUACUAUCUAUGAUCCUACAAGCUCCUCCACAUCUUCUCCUAUCUUAUGUUCGGACGAAAGAUGUUCUCCGAAAUCCAACUCAUGUUCCGAUAAUCAAUGCACCUACGAUCUCCACUAUGGAGAUGGUAGUGGAACAUCAGGUUAUUAUGUAUCCGAAUUGA
Messenger RNA from Lactuca saligna, 426 nucleotides. The record is from the annotation of a GenBank genome assembly. Lineage: Eukaryota; Viridiplantae; Streptophyta; Magnoliopsida; Asterales; Asteraceae.